Cebus imitator (Panamanian white-faced capuchin) is the source of this 1008-nucleotide messenger RNA. RefSeq names its product Wnt family member 8A (gene WNT8A). Gene Ontology annotation, cellular component: extracellular region. Gene Ontology annotation, molecular function: frizzled binding; cytokine activity. The record is from RefSeq and is a predicted model, not a curated record. Gene Ontology annotation, biological process: multicellular organism development; canonical Wnt signaling pathway; cell fate commitment. NCBI's taxonomy places the organism in Eukaryota, Metazoa, Chordata, Mammalia, Primates, Cebidae. The coding region runs from base 1 to 1008 and encodes 335 amino acids. The transcript is spliced from 6 exons.
AUGGGGAACCUGUUUGUGCUCUGGGCAGCUGUGGGCAUAUGCUGUGCCACAUUCAGAGCCUCUGCCUGGUCAGUGAACAAUUUCCUGAUAACAGGUCCGAAGGCUUAUCUGACCUACACAACUAGCGUGGCCUUGGGUGCUCAGAGUGGCAUCGAGGAGUGCAAGUUCCAGUUUGCCUGGGAACGCUGGAACUGCCCUGAAAACGCUCUCCAGCUCUCCACCCACAACAGGCUGAGAAGUGGUAAGUUUCCCCUGAGGAAGUUUCACGUGGCUAACUGCCAUAAAAUCCCAACAACAGAAAAGCUGAGAUGUCACAUUGAGCUGGGCCUCAGGUGGGGAGGCCAUGGCUGGAUCUGGGGAGGCUGCAGCGACAAUGUGGAAUUUGGGGAAAGGAUCUCCAAACUCUUUGUGGACAGUUUGGAGAAGGGGAAGGAUGCCAGAGCCCUGAUGAAUCUUCACAACAACAGGGCCGGCAGACUGGCAGUGAGAGCCGCCUUGAAAAGGACCUGCAAAUGUCAUGGCAUCUCAGGGAGCUGCAGUGUACAGACAUGCUGGCUGCAGCUAGCUGACUUCCGGGAGAUGGGAGACUACCUGAAGGCCAAGUAUGACCGGGCACUGAAAAUUGAAAUGGAUAAGCGGCAACUGAGAGCUGGGAACAGCGCCGAGAGCCACUGGGCACCCUCUGAGGCCUUCCUUCCUAGUGCAGAGACGGAACUGAUCUUUUUAGAGGAAUCGCCAGAUUACUGUACCCACAAUUCCAGCCUGGGCAUCUAUGGCACAGAGGGUCGCGAGUGCCUACAGAACAGCCACAACACAUCCAGGUGGGAGCAAUGUAGCUGUGGGAGCCUGUGCACUGAGUGUGGACUGCAGGUGGAAGAGAGGAGAACUGAGGUCAUAAGCAGCUGUAACUGCAAAUUCCAGUGGUGCUGUACGGUCAAGUGUGACCAGUGUAGGGAUAUAGUGAAGAAGUAUUACUGCACACGCUCCCCAGGUAAGGGGAGUGCCUGA